AUGAGGUGCUGUGUCAUUGCUGUUGUUCUGGCAGUCCUGCAGCUCUGCAGCCCAGCGCUGCAGUCUGACCUGUAUCCCAAAACCUCUAUGCUGCAGAGGGACAAAGAAAACCCAAGCAAAUCAUCGCUUAACCCUUCCCUUGAAAAUGUGGUCCCAUCUCGUAGAGUCAGCAACUCUCCAAAGAUCAGAGAGGCCCCUGAUAGCCAGAAGACCUCUCACUCCCUACCCAUGUUUAGUGAACAUGUCAACCUCAAGUGGAUCACAUGGACGGGAUCACUCCCAAAUGGUGCAGUUGCCAUCUUUAAUGGUUACACUGAGCGGACUGACUACAUAUGCAAAGUCAACUGUGAAGCUGGUUUCUAUACUCCCAGUAAAGGAGGCUUCUGCCAGUACGCCUACGCCGAGAAAGAGUAUGCAUCCUCUAAGUUCGAAGUUCUUGUAAACGUAGAUCACUUUGAGUUCCUGAUGUGGGUUGAAGAUUCCUAUGGUUCGGUUCCUCCGAGUGCCAUUAAAACCUGCCCAAAUUCAGACAUCUAUGUUGGUAAGAACAAGUACGGACUUGGCAAAGUUGUGACUCAACAUGAGGCAUUCUUCCUUCCCUGGGAGGGUGACGAGUACUGGUACAAGAAUUACCAAGUACUUGCUAUCAAUAGGGACACCUACACACAGCACAUAUCCCAUGUAGAGUAUGCCAUUGACCAGAUAGAGCUUUUCCACCAUCCUCCAGAGGCCCUGAAGCUCACCAAGGUCACCAACCUGGAGUGCAGAAACGUGGAGAAGACCGUGACACUGGAGAAGACCACCAUAGUGGAGAAGACUUGGAACAUUGGGAGGGAGACCCGGAAUAGUUCCUUGUCCACCAUGACAGCAAAAGUACCGAUCCUUGGCCCUGAGAAUGUGGACUUUACCAAGGAGCAGACAGUGACCUUCUCAAAGGGGACGUCCAUGACAGAGACCAUCAGUCACACAGUGUCAGUGGAGCUGACAGUCCCACCAAACCACUCAUGUUCUGUGAGGAUGGAUGGCAGGAAGAUGACAGCAGACAUCCCAUUCACAGGCAGGCUUAGCAGGACCAACCACGACGGAGACACCCACUGGACUUCCAUCACUGGCACCUAUGACGAUGUGAGUGUUGGGGAGAUCAACGCAGUAGUAGAAAGGUGUCAGCCAGUGAUGGAUGCUGCUCCCUGCUCCCCAUCCCAGUGA
Molecule: messenger RNA, 1206 nt
Organism: Cyprinodon variegatus (sheepshead minnow)
Lineage: Eukaryota; Metazoa; Chordata; Actinopteri; Cyprinodontiformes; Cyprinodontidae
Product: natterin-3-like
Exons: 2
Coding region: 1-1206 (401 amino acids)
Source: RefSeq, a predicted model, not a curated record